AUGUUCCCCGACGUCUCCACCCUCACACAACCACGUAUAGCUUGCUCUCGGUUGUUGUCUACCGCGCUGCCAUCUUCCUCCACGUAUCUGCAAAUCCCUAGAGUUGCCUCUAUACCACCCACCCCCUCCGAAAGCAACAUGUCUACUGCUGCCCGCCGCCGAUUGAUGCGUGACUUCAAGGUAUGCCAUCCAUGUGCUCUCCAUGUCUCCGACGCCUCUUACGGUCAGAGUGGAUCAUACUGCAUAUAA
Molecule: messenger RNA, 249 nt
Organism: Plenodomus lingam JN3
Lineage: Eukaryota; Fungi; Ascomycota; Dothideomycetes; Pleosporales; Leptosphaeriaceae
Gene: UBC2
Product: Ubiquitin-conjugating enzyme E2 2
Biological process (GO): protein polyubiquitination; proteasome-mediated ubiquitin-dependent protein catabolic process; DNA repair
Cellular component (GO): HULC complex
Molecular function (GO): ubiquitin conjugating enzyme activity
Source: RefSeq, a predicted model, not a curated record